AUGAUGAAAAAUUGGAUGAUGAAAAGUUAAGAUAAUAACACUUCAUUAUAACAUCUAAAAUUAGAGUAAACAGAGAGGUAUUCAAGUUAUUCUGAAAGUUUUAAAUUAAAAGAAAAUAUGGAUUUAGGAUUGGAAAAAGUUCCAACAACAAUUGAGGUUUUUGAUCUGAUGGGUUAUUCAAUUAGUAAUCUAUAAAAGUUCUAUAUGGAACCAUGCCACAUAUUUUAAAGCAAUUAAGAAAUAGAACAUUGGAUAAGGUUUAUGCGCAGAAGAGAGAUAAAGUAGACCUAUAUUGUAAAGUGUUAAGGCUUGAAUAGGAAGAAAAUAAAUUUCAAGAAUUGGAUGGUGAGGUAGAGAACUAAAUUUAAGAUGAUAUAAGAUAUGAAGAGAUACUAAUCAGUACUCGAAUACAGAUUUGAAUGGAAAGAAGACCAAAGCAACUUUUUUAUUUAGUAAGAUCACUAAAACUAGAGAACCCACUUUGGACUAGGGAAUGAAGAAAGAGAGCCGAAAGGUAUAUUGAUCUUUUAAAAUUGUAAGGCUUUAAAAAAGUAUGA
Messenger RNA from Paramecium octaurelia, 557 nucleotides. Lineage: Eukaryota; Ciliophora; Oligohymenophorea; Peniculida; Parameciidae. The record is from the annotation of a GenBank genome assembly.